Cryptomeria japonica (Japanese cedar) is the source of this 2919-nucleotide messenger RNA. Its product is annotated as protein tesmin/TSO1-like CXC 5. The record is from RefSeq and is a predicted model, not a curated record. The transcript has 9 exons. The coding region runs from base 365 to 2104 and encodes 579 amino acids. Gene Ontology annotation, biological process: regulation of DNA-templated transcription. Gene Ontology annotation, cellular component: nucleus. Lineage: Eukaryota; Viridiplantae; Streptophyta; Pinopsida; Cupressales; Cupressaceae.
AUAAAUAAAGCACGGAGAUAUCAUGCGGUGAUCGGACGGCAGUGAAGCGACAAUCGGGCGGCCUAUGAAUCUGAGCCGUCAGAUCUUUGCUCCGUCAGCUCAGCCAUCCGAUGCGGCGAAACGGAGGAAUCACGGCCGUCGAGUUAUUAUUGAAUUCAAUUUCAAAAGGCAGGAGGGAGAGAAAGACAAUACGAAGAGGAAAAAAAAAAAGAAUCUUUAAAAUCCGUCAAAAUCUCUCAUAAAUCAAAACCCCUGGCUGUAAUCCUCAAUUUUUCAAAAAUUUCUGCAUUUUGAAGUUGUGCAGGGGCCGAUCUUGCUGAUAAUAAAUCAAUUUUUUGAUAUAUUUGGAGAUAGUUAUAGGGCGAUGGAGCAGACCGUUCAGCCACAGCAAGGGGAGCUUCCUCCUAAAAAGCUUGUGAGGCAGCUGGAUUUCACGUCAUUUAACGGGGUAACAACAUCUUCUGUCAAUGCUCCUCCUCCUCCAGCUGCAGCUGCAGCUGCUGCUAUCGCUUCGGUCUCUUCUGAGCCCCCUAUGCGAGCGGCGCUGCCGGUUGUCGUAAAACCGGAAUCUCCAAGAGCGGCAAGGUCAAGAACAGUAUUUGAAUCUAAGGAAGGCACUCCAAAAAAAGCAAAACAGUGCAAUUGCAAGAACUCUCGUUGCUUAAAAUUGUAUUGUGAGUGCUUUGCAUCGGGAACAUAUUGUGAUGGCUGCAAUUGUGUCAAUUGUUGUAACAAUGUUGAUAACGAAGUUGUGAGACAGGAAGCUGUUGAAGCUACACUAGAGCGUAAUCCAAAUGCAUUUCGACCUAAGAUUGCCAGCAGUCCAAGUGCACAUCGAGACAGCAGGGAAGAUCUGGGAGAACUACCUCUUGCAGGAAAGCAUAAUAAAGGGUGCCAUUGCAAGAAGUCAGGUUGUCUGAAGAAGUAUUGUGAAUGUUUCCAAGCAAAUAUUUUAUGCUCUGAAAAUUGCAAAUGCUUGGAUUGCAAAAACUACGAAGGUAGUGAAGAACGAAGAGCUCUAUUUCAUGGGGAGAAUAAUACAAGUUUAAAUUAUGCCCAAUUGGCAGCAAAUGCUGCUAUUAGUGGACCGGUAGGUUCUGUAGGGUAUGCUUCUCCUUCUCCCAACAAGAAGAGAAAAACACAAGAACUUGUAUUUGGACAAGCACCAAAAGAACAUGUUCCUCAUAGGAUGACUCAGGGUUUGCAGCAGGCCAAUAUCCCGAAGAGUACUACUGUGAUAAAUGCUUCUGUCCCUGCUAUUCAAACAGUGCAUGCCACUGCACCUGUUGUGAUACCCAUGCCAUCCACAAAGGUUCAGUACAGAUCUCUUUUGGCCGAUGUAAUUCAGCCAGCUUAUGUCCAGGAUCUUUGUAAGCUAUUGGUUGUUGUCUCAGGAAAGGCUGCCAAAACAAGUGCAGAGGAAAAGGGUUAUCAAGAUGAGGGUGCAAAUACACAAACUGAGAAGGGGAAUGAUUUGGGAAGCAACAAAGACCCCAAGCUAUUGCAUGCUCAGAAUGAAGAUCGUACAAAUCAGAAUACACAAAUUGAUAGGUUGGGUCCUGAUCAAAGAGAAAAGCUAGCUGCUGGGGCAACUUCUUCUAACUGUGUGGAUGACUCAGAGUCAGAUGGUAUUGCCGAUAACCGCAAACAAAGGGCUAUGUCACCAGGAACUUUAGCUCUAAUGUGUGAUGAACAAGAUAGUCUUUUCAUGCCUUCAGCUUCACCUUCGGGAGAUCCUUCUAGGGGAUCUUACAAUCAACAUGCCUUGGAAGUUUAUGCUGAACAAGAGAGAGCUGUGUUAACAGAAUUUCGAGAUUGUCUUCGUAAGAUCAUCAGUGUUGGCACAUGGAAAGCAUCAAUGCAUCAACCGGCCCAAUAUUCAGAUGCAGUUAAAUCUGAAUUACCUGUUUCUGGAUCAAUGCAAAUCAAUCAACCAACUGUGGUUGUACCUAGGGUGGCCAGACCAGUGCCUUUUUUUUCUGAAGCUAUUACUGCUGCUUCUGUACCUGUAUCCACUACGGCUGUAGUUAAAACCAGCUUGCCAGGAAGACCCUUGGAAAAUGGGGAUAUUCAUGCCAGUGUUGAAACUGCACAAAAGUUGUGACCUAAAACAGAUACUGGCUUUCAGGUGAUAGAGAAUGACAACAUUAUUGGUGACAAAAAACAGCCACCAUUUGCAAAGUUGGCAGGAAGCAAGUUUUAAACCUUUAUAUUAUCACCAAAACUGGCGCUUGUUGCAGCUUAAUAAAUAGCUGCUUGUAUAACUAGAAUUUUCUGGGUAAAGUAACACCCAUGUGUUUCACUCGUCAUGUCAAGCUGAGCCAAUUUUCUUGUUGACCUGGUUUUUUGAUGUUUCACUGGUGUAAACCUUGAUUUUUAUCAUUACGGGUGGUUCAAUUUACUCUCUUCAAAAUGGCUCCAGUAUGCAUAUACAAAAGACAAUCUAUCACGCAGACACUAUUUGUCACGUUCAGUAUUGGAAACGUGUCUACCUUUGGGGAUAGUGCAUCUUCCCUAAUUCAAAGUUUUUGCAUGUAACUGCUCACUGUUUCAUCUGAAUUAGUUGCAUCAGCAUUGGGAGGAUGCUGAAAAGUUGUUUCAGAGUUAUUCUUCUGUGUUUUCAUUCUUUGCAUUGGAGGAGUGCUGAUUUCAAUCUUCAAGCAGAAACGAAAAUUCAGGGCUUAAUAACAGUAACACACUCCUUGCGCUUACUCUGGUAUUCUGAUGAACAAAGCUGAUUGCUUCUGAACAGCGUGGCCAAAUUUUACAGUGUAAGUCAUCUUUAGAAUGCAUGUCAGACAUUCAUCUCUACAGAGAAACUCCAUGUAUGUACCUUUAUUUGAGUAAACUGGCAUGCCAGACAAUUGUCUAUUAAAGUUGCCCUUUACAUGGAAGAUGACUGAUACUUUAUGAGAAUAA